AUGAGUUCACUAAAAUCACAAAUGGUGUGGACAAAGGCUAAGGUUAGUCUAGCUUUGUCUCUGGUCACGGUUUUCCUCGGCAUCUCUCUUGCUGAUCUCAGAGUCGGAUUUUACUCCAAUACAUGCCCAGAAGCUGAGUCAAUCGUCAGAAGAGUUGUCUCAAGAGCUUCUUUUUCCGACCCUAACCUCCCAGCCAUUCUUCUACGCCUCCAUUUUCACGAUUGCUUUGUCGAGGGAUGUGACGGGUCUAUCCUCGUGGACAACGGAGCAUUCUCUGAGAAGUUUGCAUUCGGGCAUGAAGGUGUUAGAGGAUUUGAGAUAAUAGAAGCUGUCAAGGCCGAGCUUGAAGCUGCAUGCCCUGGUGUUGUCUCGUGCGCAGACAUUGUUGCCUUGGCUGCACGUGAUUCAAUAUCUUUGGCGAAUGGACCGGCGUAUGAAGUGCCAACUGGGCGGAGAGACGGUCGGGUUUCGAACUUGUCGCUGGCUAAGGACAUGCCGGAUGUAAGUGACUCGAUUGAGAUACUUAAGGAUAAGUUCAUGCAGAAGGGACUCCACGCCAAAGAACUCGUCCUUCUCAGUGCUGCUCACACUAUCGGGACAACGGCUUGCUUCUUCAUGACCAAACGCCUCUACAGUUUUCUACCAGGUGGCCAGCCCGACCCGACCAUCAAUCCAGUAUUUUUACCCGAGCUAACCACUCGGUGCCCACAAAAUGGUGACGUAAACACCAGGAUACCAAUGGACCGGUCCAGUGAGCGGUUAUUUGACAAGCAGAUUCUGCAUAAUAUAAAGGAUGGUUUUGCCGUGCUUCAGACCGACGCAGGUCUCUACGAGGAUGUAGCAACCCGCCGGAUCGUGAAUUCAUAUGUUGGGUUGCUUAAUCCGCUCUUUGGCCCAUCUUUCGAAUCAGAUUUCGUCAAGGCAAUAGUGAAGAUGGGGAAGAUUGAUGUGAAGACUGGUUCUAAAGGGGAGAUUCGACGGGUUUGCUCAACUUUUAAUUAA
This is a messenger RNA of Eruca vesicaria subsp. sativa (arugula), 1002 nucleotides long. The record is from the annotation of a GenBank genome assembly. Lineage: Eukaryota; Viridiplantae; Streptophyta; Magnoliopsida; Brassicales; Brassicaceae.